This is a messenger RNA of Stereum hirsutum FP-91666 SS1, 525 nucleotides long. RefSeq lists its product as uncharacterized. The record is from RefSeq and is a predicted model, not a curated record. The transcript is spliced from 4 exons. The annotation marks the transcript as partial. NCBI's taxonomy places the organism in Eukaryota, Fungi, Basidiomycota, Agaricomycetes, Russulales, Stereaceae.
AUUGCAAUCAACGAUUGUUACAGCCUACUCCUCACAGACGAUCCUAACUCUGAACUGGAUCCUAAUCCAUCCACUCCCCGGCAAAGGAUAGAAUUCUUGACCGCUCAUGCUGCUGACGGAACUUCGCACUCCUUCACCUGGAAGUACUACUUGUCUUCCCAGACAGGCACUUCCUCUCAUUUCUUCCACACUAUGCAAAUAUUCUCUAUCGGAGACAGCGGCCCCGUCAUAACCCUCGACGCGAUAAAAGACAAAGUCCAAAUCGUAGACAUCACGGGAAGCCACGGCUGUCCUUCCGCAGGGUGCCCCGGCAUCGCCCUCGAAGAUUUCGUGGAUCGCGUCACACUUCAUUCGAUGUCGAUAACGUAUGGACCGAACGGGAAGAUGAGCUACACGGUGAAGGAUCAGACUACUGGGAGCACGAUGAUAGCCUUUUCUGCGAGCGGUGAUAUGGGGAAGGAUGGGACGUACGUAAAGAUUGGAAUGUAUAGGGCUACCUUCGAGGGGAUGACUGUUGGACUGUGA